AUGUCCGCGCGCACUGCGCGCGCGUCGAUGUCCUGCGCGCCGUCGACGUCGUCGUCGCCACUCGCUCGCUCGCACGCGACGCACCGCGAGAGAGCGACGCGAGUGAAGAUGCGAGCGUUCCCGGCGUGGAAUCCAUUCAUAAACGUCCCCGAGGACCCGAAUCGCAUGUCCAGCGUCGAUAAGCAGCGAGCCGACGCGAGCGACGGAAUAUUAGGCGCCGACGACGCCGUGCGAUCGAUGCGAGACGCGAACGAGCUGAGGUUGGGGAUAUCGCGACCGGACGCGUACUUUGAGGACAUGGGCGUGCGGUUCGAUUUCGAUGGCUGCGUAAAGCGCGAGAGUCGGGAUUUCGAGGCGUUGAAUCAGCUCUUCGUCAGCGUCGGGUUCAGCGCUCGGGCGAGGGAGAAGUUGGAGAAGGCGGUGGAUAACUCGCACGCGGCGAUAUGGGCGACGACGACGAGGAACAGUCGGUUCGCUCGUGCGGGACAAGUCGUCGGGUUCGCUCGGGCGACGAGCGACGGGACGUUCACUGCGACGAUAUGGGACGUCGCGGUGUCGCCUGCGUGGCAAAGGCACGGCAUCGGUCGAGGGUUGAUGGAGCGUCUGGUCGAACGCGUCUUGGAUGAGGAAAUCUGCAACGUCGGACUCUACUCGGAGGGUCGAGUGGUCAAAAUGUAUGAAACGAUGGGCUUCCGAGAAAAGGUGUUCGACAAACGUGUCGUCGCUAUGCAGUUUAGGUACGACUCAGCGCCGUAUGGAUGA
Molecule: messenger RNA, 762 nt
Organism: Ostreococcus tauri
Lineage: Eukaryota; Viridiplantae; Chlorophyta; Mamiellophyceae; Mamiellales; Bathycoccaceae
Product: Acyl-CoA N-acyltransferase
Exons: 1
Coding region: 1-762 (253 amino acids)
Cellular component (GO): cytoplasm
Molecular function (GO): N-acetyltransferase activity
Source: RefSeq, a predicted model, not a curated record